CUAUCUGCAAGACUGCAACUCUACAAAAACCUCCCCUUCAAAAACCUCACCUUCCAUUUCAGUUUUCAAAGUAAAAAAAGAAACAAAAGUUAAAAAGAUGGCAACUUUGUGUACAUCAGCCAUUAAUAUGAAUCCAAAUCUGACAAAUUCUCUCUCCAAUUCCAUAAAUUUAUCAUCAACACUCACUAAUCUAUCUUCACUUCGUUCAACCUUCACAAAUUCUUGUUCUUUAGGACUAAAUGUUGCUGUUAAGAGUGUUCAAAUCAGCAGAAACAAGCCCAAUGUUGUUUGUAUGUCAUGGGAUGGCCCUCUUUCUUCUGUCAAACUCAUCCUUCAAGGCCGAAAUCUUGAGGUAAGUGAUAAUGUUAGAAGCCACGUGGAAGAUAAGGUUGGAAAAUCUGUCGCAAAACAUAGCCAUUUGGUAAGGGAAGUGGAUGUACGUUUGUCUGCUAGAGGGGGAGACCUCAGUAAAGGGCCUAAACUUAGGAGAUGUGAGGUCACCUUAUUUACCAAGAGGCACGGAGUAAUCCGAGCUGAGGAAGAUGCCGAGAGUCUGUACAGCAGUAUUGAUUUGGUAUCCUCAAUUAUACAGAGGAAAUUGAGGAAGAUUAAGGACAAAGUUUCUGACCAUGGUCGGCAUAUGAAAGGUUUCAACCGCUCAAAGGUGAGGGAUCCCGAGCCAGUCAGAAUUACUAGAGAGGAAGUUUUGGAGGAAGUGGAAUCAGCUCCUGCUCCUGUUUCUGUUGAAGAUGAUGACUUUAUUGAAGAGGUGGUCCGAACAAAGUAUUUUGAUAUGCCACCACUUACAAUUACAGAAGCAGUUGAACAGCUUGAAAAUGUUGAUCAUGACUUCUAUGCAUUCCGAAAUGAAGAAACUGGUGACAUUAACAUUUUGUACAAAAGGAAAGAGGGAGGAUAUGGGCUUAUUAUUCCCAAGGAUGGCAAAACAGAGAAGUUGGAAUCUUUGCCAGUGCAAACUGAUAAACAACCCUCCUUUGCAGAAUAGACUGAGGUUUCUCAUGUUGGUUACUGAUUUACCUAAAAGAAUCUCUGUUUGUUGUUAACUGCAAAAACAAUCAAGGCUGGAGAUCAGAAAGCGGAAUCCAUGGAGAAGUUUUUGGAUAUUAGAGAUUCUCUGGUUGGGGUUAUCCUCUUCUUUUUGGAUGAUCUGUUUUUCGCAGUGCUAAGUAUGUAUAGAAGCACUAUACUUGUUAGACAAUCUUGUAAAUUCAUGACUUAACUGACUUACGCUCUACUUCACUAUAUUACGUUACGUUGGCUACAAGUUUCAAUUGCUUUAA
This is a messenger RNA of Spinacia oleracea (spinach), 1301 nucleotides long. NCBI's taxonomy places the organism in Eukaryota, Viridiplantae, Streptophyta, Magnoliopsida, Caryophyllales, Amaranthaceae. The record is from RefSeq and is a predicted model, not a curated record.